GAUGUGGGAUUGGCUGGGUUAUUACACUAACUUUAAUGGAGUAAAGCCAGAAUGCUGCAGCGAUUUUAAAGAUAUUAUCUACGAUAAUUCAUCUUCGGGAAUACCAAAUUUUCAAUUAAAUCUUAAUUACGCACUUGGAAAUUUUUCACUUAACCAACUUGAUAUUGCUUUGUUAUACCUGCCCGAUGGUGACGAUUUUGGACACAAAUAUGGACCAAAUUCUAAAGAGUUGGCCGAUAAAGUUAAGCAAAUAGAUAAGGAUGUUGUUGGCCAUCUAAUUAAUCAAUUGGAAAAUUUUCAUUAUAAAAAUGGCAGUUGUAAACUAAAAGAUAUGGUUGAUACUGUAAUAUUCUCAGAUCACGGGAUGGCGACUUUUGACAAAGAUUGUUUGGUUGAUUUGGAGCAUAUAAUUAAUAACCAAACCUUAGUACGUCACGUGCAAAAAUCUUCUACUCUUUAUCAUAUCUGGCCAAUGGAGAAUUACAAAGAGGAAAUUGUGAAAGAAUUAGAAAAAGUUGACAAUAUUACUGUGUUGCUGAAAAAGGAUGAAUCUAAAAAUAACUAUCAUUAUAGAAAAAAUUCACGAAUUGCUCCAGAUAAAUACAAUAAAGGAGAUCAUGGCUUCGAUCCUUAUGUAACAUCAAAUCGUGCUAUGAAUGGUAUAUUCUAUGCGUUUGGUCCAUCGAUACGAAAAAAUAUCCAACUAGAACCGUUUCGUAAUGUUGAAAUUUAUCAACUUUUAUGUUCAUUAACUGGUUUAACCUGUGUGAAAUCUAGUAGUACACAUUUUCUAGCGACUAAUGUUCUGAAAGUCGAAAGAGUAUUCCAACUAAAGACUUUUUUAGUUCUUCUUAUUUGCAUAGGAGCACUAAUGUGUAUUGCUGCCGUUGGAGUGAUUAUUUACCAUAGAAAACGUUCCUGCAAUUCUGAAUAUUCAAGUGUGAAGACUGACGAAAACUAUCCUCUCUCAUAG
This is a messenger RNA of Dimorphilus gyrociliatus, 973 nucleotides long. Lineage: Eukaryota; Metazoa; Annelida; Polychaeta; Dinophilidae. The record is from the annotation of a GenBank genome assembly.